Botrytis byssoidea is the source of this 2067-nucleotide messenger RNA. RefSeq lists its product as uncharacterized. The coding region runs from base 1 to 2067 and encodes 688 amino acids. NCBI's taxonomy places the organism in Eukaryota, Fungi, Ascomycota, Leotiomycetes, Helotiales, Sclerotiniaceae. The transcript has a single exon. The record is from RefSeq and is a predicted model, not a curated record.
AUGCGGGCAGCAGCCAAUAGUUCUAACCGGGAUAUCAAACGGUCAUGCGGUAUUCGACAAGAGCGGAUAAACAUCCAAAACACACUGCAAGUGAAGGAGAUCACUCGAAACCCCCGAAGGCCUCAGAAGCCUGAUAAACUUCUGUCACUUGCUCUGGCAUCUGGCACUUCUUGCACAAACAGCUCCAUGGUGCAUAAGUCCAAAGGUCGCUGCAAGAAACAGAAGCCUUAUAUCACGACGAAAGCAACUACAAGACAGGACUGCCGAAAUACUGUUCACGAUCAAGAAUUGAUGAGAUUUCGUGAGACUAAAGUCAUGGUGACAGUAGGGCAAGAGAAAGAUCGUGGAAGUAUUUCAAACUCCAGCUCAACACCACGUGUUCUUAUAUACAACGAGCCACGAGACAACUACUGUCCGAUUUCAAAAGAUGGUAUCGCCCCCACAAAUUUCCACUUCAAUGGCAUAAACAAUGAAUACAUUCCUCAUAUGACAUCUGAACUCAGACAUGAAGAUCCACCUUUGCCAGAUAUUCUGCACGAAUUUAACAGCACGGACGGUUCUGAACCUAUUGGACAACACCGUGAGAUAGUGAAGCACCUGGGGCAAGCUAUAGGUGACAGUUUCUGCAAUCGCUCGCCGUCUGUCCCCACAUUACCAUCAAGCAGAAGUCAACUUCAAUUGCACGAAAACGGUGGACAACAUUCUAGCCCAAAUCACGUGCAUUGCAAAGUUCUGUCCACCAAAUCAGAACCUUCCACUAUUUACAGGCAGAAAUGUAAAGAAGCUGCUGCGUGUGAUGUUUUAAGUCUCUCCGAGUCAAACAAAACUCUUAACAAACACGCUGAAAUGAAUGAUUCUGUGCCAACGGUGGAAUCACAUAACGCGCAAAAACAUCUACAGUUAUCACCUCCCCGGAACAUUCAAGAUACUCCUUCGUUAUUUGAAGCUUCUAUACUAUAUGAUCAAUGGCAAAAUAUCUCAAGAAUGAGAUCUCAUAUAGCUUCACUACGCUUCUCACUUCAACAUAAGCGCCAUGUUCUUCGCAUGCUGCAGAAUGAGAAAUCUCUUGCAGACGAGGCGUACUUCAAGAGAGUUAAAAUGAGGGAAUUUCAGAUGCCCUUUCCAAGCGAAUGGUGGUCUGAGAAGACCACAGAAGAGUUGCUUUGCGACUGUCAGAAAUCCAGAGACAAAUAUGGUUCUUUAGAAGAUGAAUACAACUAUCUUGAGCGUGAUCUAGAUAUACAAGAAUAUGAACUGUCACGACACGAAGAGCAUUUCUACAGUCAGCUGAGGGACCCCUCACGUUUUUUGCCCGCUUUAGCGGGCCACAUGAGAUAUCCAGAGUGGAUGGAAGAACCAGAACGCCUCGAGCCACCAAAGCCGCAGGAAUUGCAUCCAUUGGUGGAUGCAUAUCUUUCGAAGCUCGGGGAACUUGACAACUUUCGGGAACUUUAUGAUGAUAUCUUGGAUGAGAAAUUGAGCCUCGAAGAGAAAGUAGACUUGAGAAAGCGGUUUGAUAUGGAACCCCUGACUAUCGAAAAUCAAGAGUGGCUAGAUAGCUCCCAAGCUCAAUUGGACGAUCUGAUCUACAAGAUUCGAAUUGCUGAGGAGGAGGAGAAGGAGUUACAUCAAAAGUGCCUCUCACUGGGUUUGAUAGAUGAAGCUGGAGAACCGGUAGAAUCAUCGAAGCAGGAGCAAUCUAGCCCAUCUUUGGACUUAACUCUCAAGCCACUCGAAGUUCCAAACCAAUAUUCUCAAUUAUCUUCAUUGCUCCCUUCAGAGCCGAGCAAAUUAGAGAGCGUCAUCAAAACAUUGGAUUCUGAGAACAAUCGUCUAACACGAAACGAGAGAUUCGAUCGAUGGUCACUGGAGAAACUUCAGAUCUCUCUUCAUGAGGUCAAUAUCUACACACAUUGCUUUAAAACCUACGACGAGUCAGAAGAUCUAAGCAAACUCAAAGAGAAAUUCUGCGAGGAAGAUUUCACGGCUGCCUGGUUUGAGGAUGGCUUUACGGAUCAUGAUACAAAAUCUAAUGUCUUGACGGUUACCAAUUCGCCUUCCCAAUAA